UAUGGCCGCUACAAAGAGCUUCUGGGCUCGGGAGCCGUGAAGAAAGUCUACAGAGCCUUUGACCAAGAAGAAGGAAUUGAAGUCGCCUGGAAUCAAGUCAAACUACGUAACUUCUCAGAUGACGAGACCAUGAUUAAUCGACUAUUUUCUGAAGUCCGCCUGCUCGGGAACCUGAAGAACAAGAAUAUAAUUGCCCUUUACUCUGUCUGGCGGGACAAGGAGAAGAACACCCUGAAUUUCAUAACUGAGGUUUGUACGUCCGGUAAUCUAAGAGAGUACCGGAAAAGGCACAGGCAUGUCUCGAUGAAGGCCAUCAAGAAGUGGUCAAGGCAGAUCUUGAAAGGGCUCGACUAUUUGCACACACACGAACCUUGUGUCAUUCACAGGGACCUCAAUUGUAGCAAUGUCUUCAUAAACGGCAAUGUUGGCCAGGUGAAAAUCGGCGAUUUCGGGUUGGCAGCUAUAGUUGGGAAAAACCACUCGGCCCAUUCAGUGCUGGGGACACCGGAAUUCAUGGCACCUGAGCUGUAUGACGAGAACUACACAGAGAUGAUAGAUAUAUACUCGUUUGGGAUGUGCUUGCUCGAGAUGGUGACUCUCGAGCUUCCGUACAGCGAAUGUGAUAAUGUGGUAAAGAUUUACAAGAAGGUGACAUCUGGAGUGAGGCCUCAGGCCAUGAACAAGGUGAAGGAUCCCGAGGCCAAAGCGUUUAUUGAGAAGUGUCUUGCUCAGCCAAGAGCCAGGCCUUCGGCUGCCCAACUA
Molecule: messenger RNA, 762 nt
Organism: Striga asiatica
Lineage: Eukaryota; Viridiplantae; Streptophyta; Magnoliopsida; Lamiales; Orobanchaceae
Source: the annotation of a GenBank genome assembly